Chenopodium quinoa (quinoa) is the source of this 2215-nucleotide messenger RNA. RefSeq names its product putative receptor-like protein kinase At4g00960. Lineage: Eukaryota; Viridiplantae; Streptophyta; Magnoliopsida; Caryophyllales; Amaranthaceae. The record is from RefSeq and is a predicted model, not a curated record. Gene Ontology annotation, biological process: protein phosphorylation. The coding region runs from base 83 to 2074 and encodes 663 amino acids. The transcript is spliced from 7 exons. Gene Ontology annotation, molecular function: protein kinase activity; ATP binding.
UAUUAUAUGAUGAACUAAUUUAAUAAAAACAUUUUAUUUCUAAACAUCACAGUUCAAUAUAUAUAUUUUUUUUCAGCUAAUCAUGCUGCCCAUCUUACUUGUGCUACUAUCUUCACUUGUUACUUCAAAUUCUUUUCCAUUAGGUAUAAACUUCAAUGAAUCCAGCUGCACAAACUCAUCAACUAAUUCUAUUAGCAGUUCGUAUGAAACCAAUCUCAACCAACUCCUCACCUCUUUAGUCUCCCAAAUUUCGACCGCCAAAAACGGUUUUCUAACGCACAAGCAAGGUCUACGACUAAAAGAUUCCGCAUAUGGCCUUGCGUUGUGCCGUGGAGACUCGAACCCCGACGAAUGUCAUGGUUGUAUUCAGAUGGCUACCAAGCAAAUCACAAGUUUUUGUCCAAACGCAACGCAAGCGAUAUUGUGGAAGGAACAAUGCAUGCUUCGAUAUUCUAAUCAGUCCUUUUUCUCUUCACUACAAGAGCAACCCUCCACAACAUUACACAACAUUAACAAUGUAACAAAUAAUAUUUCCGCUUGGUAUAAUGUACUCCAAGAAUCAUUGAAUAAUGUAACAUCUAUGGCUGCUUCCAACGAGUCAUCCAAUAAGUAUGCCACUACGUCAGCAUGGUUUUCGCCCAUGAAUGUGUAUUUGUACACUUUAGCUCAGUGCACUCCUGACUUAACAACAGCGAAUUGCAGCAAUUGCUUUAAUGCAGCUAGAGCUGAGAUUAUUAACAAUUUCAUAUACCGUGGAAGAGUCGUGUUAACUCCUAGUUGUACAAUCAGGUACGAGCUUUAUCAGUUUUUUCAGUUAUCGGAUUCUACUUUGAACUUAGAUCCGCCUCCUACAGAUACUGCUAAAACAAAUCGAGAAAAAGCAUCAGCAACGAAAAAUGCCGUCGCAAUCACUGUGCCAUUAAUAGCAUUAGGACUGCUACUUACUGGCGUUUUUCUCUACAUAAAGAAAAGAAAGAAGUACUCUUCUCUAGAUGUUAAGAAAGUGCUUGGUGAUUUGACUACUGUGGAGUCUUUGAUGUACGAACUGAAGACGCUUGAAGCUGCCACUAACAACUUUUCGGAAAAUCAAAUUCUUGGUAAAGGAGGAUUCGGAAGUGUUUAUAAGGGAACUCUCGCAAAUGGACAAGAAAUAGCAGUUAAAAGGCUAUCGAAGAUUUCAGGCCAAGGAGUGGAGGAAUUUAAGAACGAGGUUGUAUUAAUAGCCAAUCUUCAACACAGAAAUCUGGUUAAGCUACUGGGAUUUUGUUUAGCAGGAGAAGAGAUGUUACUCAUCUAUGAAUUUGUUCCUAAUAAAAGCCUUAAUUACUUUCUAUUCGAUGCACAAAAGCAAGGAGAAUUGAAGUGGUCUACACGCUAUGAUAUUAUAAAAGGUAUUGCUAGGGGACUACUUUACCUACAUGAAGACUCGCGACCAAGAAUCAUUCACCGUGACCUUAAAUCCGGAAAUAUUUUGCUUGAUGCAUAUAUGAACCCAAAAAUUGCCGAUUUUGGUUUGGCAAGAAUGUUCAAGGUUGAGCAAACAAUGGAUGAUACCAGCAGAGUUGUGGGAACAUAUGGCUACAUGGCUCCUGAAUAUGCAAUGCAUGGACGAUUUUCUGUAAAAUCAGAUGUAUAUAGUUUUGGCGUGGUAGUUUUGGAGAUUGUUAGUGGCAAGAAGAUUAGCGCAAAAUUCCACCCAUCCGGAGUUGGAGACCUCUUGUCCAAUGCUUGGAGAAGUUUGACAGAAGAAAAACCAUUGGAAUAUCUGGACCCAACCUUACACAAUUCUUAUUCAAGUGACGAAGUCUUGAGAUGCAUUCAUUUAGGCCUAUUAUGCGUACAGGAGAAUGCGAAUUAUAGACCGACUAUGUCAAGUGUUGUUCUUACGCUCAGCACUGAUUCAACGACAACCGGAACAUUGCCAACACCUCAGUUUCCUAGAACCUUUGAUAAUAGCAGUAGUACUGAAUCAUCUUUUAUGUCUAGGUUAAGCAUACACUCAACGACAACGGAAAGCGAAUUAAAGGCAUCGUCUAAAAAUCAAAUCACGAUUAGUGAGAUGAAUCCCAAGUGAUUUACUCUGGUUUGACGACAGCAUGUAUUUAAUUAGACACAAUUAUUGAUCAGAGAGGUAUCUUUGAUAUAAUUAACACUGGUAGAUGAUUAUGAUAUGAUGAGCUUGUUUUGUUGUGUAAUGUGAGACAAAGAAGAUAUA